AUGUCGCGACCCCAGAAAGCAGAGAAAAGAGAUGCUUGUACGAACUUCACAGAACUCCUCUCCCCCAAGAAUAAACAACAGAAACACAAAGACCCGCACACAUGGUACGAUUACCUACAGAGCGAGAAACGAGCCCCCGGAGGCCCAAGAGAUGCCCUAGGAGCAUACAUCGAAAACCCCGAAUCCUUCUCCUCCAAUGUCAUCGUAUACCAGAAUCAGAACUUCGUGGCGAUCCGCGAUCGAUACCCAAAAUCUACGCUCCAUCUCCUCCUUCUCCCGCGCGAUCUCUCCAAAACUCGUCUCCACCCAUUUGAUGCCUUUGACGAUCCCGAGUUCCUGGAAAAUGUCAGGGUGGAGGUGAAGAAAAUCCGUGCUCUAGCGGCGGCUGAAUUGAGGAGAAUGUACGGGAAGGAGUCUGCACAGGAGAAGAGGAGGUACGAUGCGCUUGAUGUGAAAUUUCCACCGGACGAACUGCCGUCGGGGAGGGACUGGGAGAAGGAGGUUAUGUGCGGGAUACAUUCGGGUCCGUCGAUGAACCAUUUACAUAUUCAUGUUAUGUCUGUGGAUCGGUACAGCGAGCGGAUGAAGAGUAAAAAGCAUUACAACAGCUUCUCUACGCCGUUUUUCGUUGACGUAGAUGAUUUUCCUCUGCCACAAGACGAUCCAAGGAAAUAUUUCAAGAGACAGGGUUACCUGCAAUGGGACUAUAUUUGCUGGCGCUGUGAAAGAAACUUUGGCAACAAAUUUGCUGAAUUCAAGGGGCACUUGGAGGAGGAAUUCAACGAAUGGAAACGACAAUGA
This is a messenger RNA of Aspergillus ruber CBS 135680, 801 nucleotides long. RefSeq names its product DNA 5'-adenosine monophosphate hydrolase. Gene Ontology annotation, biological process: single strand break repair; double-strand break repair. The transcript has 2 exons. Lineage: Eukaryota; Fungi; Ascomycota; Eurotiomycetes; Eurotiales; Aspergillaceae. The coding region runs from base 1 to 801 and encodes 266 amino acids. Gene Ontology annotation, molecular function: single-strand break-containing DNA binding; mismatched DNA binding; double-stranded RNA binding. Gene Ontology annotation, cellular component: nucleus. The record is from RefSeq and is a predicted model, not a curated record.